AUAGGAUUGUGAUGUGCGAAUUGGAUGAAUCCGAUAUACAAAGGUGAUUGGACCGACAUUUAUUUUUCUGGGUGACGUCACUCCUCGUACCGGCGUGACCCGAACUGGGUUGGCACAAGAAACGGAAACGGGACUUUCACACACCCGGAACUCACCGUGGGCCCCAUCCCCUCCCCCUCGACACGUCCCCAACGCUGUCCGCCGGAGCGGACGAUAUCACGCACCGUCCCGGAAGAGGCCGUUCGCUGACCCAGCGGAAUCCCCGGGCCAACGCUAUCGGCACGCCCACUACCCUCCUCUUCCACCCCCCCGCCUGCCCCAACACACACACACAUCCCUCUGGCCCUUUAUAACCCCUCCUCCUCCUCCUCCUCCCUCCUCCUCCUCCUCCUCCUCUCUCUCUCCCCUAUAAUUAAUUCCCUAGAGAUGGAGAUAGAUAGCACCGACUCGUCCUCCGGCAUGAAACAUCAACCUCAGCAACAGCAGCAGCCACCGCCACAACCGCACCUCCCGCCGGGCUUCCGUUUCCAUCCCACUGACGAGGAGCUCGUCGUCCACUACCUCAAGAAGAAGGCCGCCUCCGCCCCGCUCCCCGUUGCCAUCAUCACGGAGGUCGAUCUCUAUAAGUUCGACCCCUGGGAGCUCCCAGGCAAGGCGAGCUUUGGAGAGCAAGAGUGGUACUUCUUCAGCCCCCGGGACCGCAAGUACCCGAACGGGGCGCGGCCGAACAGGGCGGCCACGUCCGGCUACUGGAAGGCCACAGGAACGGACAAGCCCGUGCUGACGUCCGGUGGGAACCAGGUCAAGGUCGGAGUGAAGAAAGCCCUCGUGUUCUACCGUGGGAGGCCUCCCAGAGGAAUCAAGACUAACUGGAUCAUGCAUGAGUACCGGCUCGCAGAUGCCAGCAGCAGGUGCUGCCCUGAUAACAACAACAACAGUAACAGCAACAGCAACAGCAGCAGCAGUAGCAGCUGCAGGCCACCCCACGGUGGCCACAUGGCGAACAAGAAGAGGGGCGGAUCCCUCAGGCUGGACGAUUGGGUUCUGUGCCGCAUCUACAAGAAGAACAACAGUAGCGACGUCGGUGUUGACAUGAGGGCGAUGCAACGGGACAGGGAAGAUGCCAUGGACGACAUCCUCGGGGCCGCACCAUCUCUAGCUCAGCAGACGGCGGCGACAGGCGGGCAGCCUGACUCCGGUCCUCUACCUCAAAGACCUCCGACCAACUACAACGCACUGCUCGAGAACGACGAGACCUUUUUUGAGGGACUACUCGCGAACGAGGUUGGGCUGCCGUCCAAACCCAUCACCCAUCUUGCUGCUGCUGCAGCAGCGCCAAGGGCCCAACUCAACCUUGCGCUGCUUCCGGCCGGUACCUUCCCCACGAGGAACCCUCUUGCCUCUGCAUACUGGACCGAUUCCACCGACAUCGCAGCACCAUCGGCCAAGAGGUUCCACACCGGCGAUGGCAAUAUCAGUAGCAGUGCUGCCAACAAAAACAAUACCAGUAGCUGCAGCAAUGGCAGUGCCACCAACGAUGAUGGUGGCCAUGAAAAUCAGAUGAUUCUCAACCAGAUGCCGCAUGGAACAACAUUCCAUGACCAAAUGAUGCUUCGACAACUGAGGGAUGGUGGAGCCAUCUUCCAGCAGCCAUACCAGCUCCCCGGAGUGAAUUGGAGCUCCUAAUUGACGUGUUUUUAGAGGUGAGUAUUGAUAUUCCUGUCUGUCUGUCCUUUAACUGCCCAUAACAUACGUGGAAGAAGGCUCGAUGAAGGGGUAGCUGCUAAUGCCAAAUCCCUCAAUUUCCCAUCAUUCCCUGCCACUUCAACAGUGUAAGUAUUGGCUUACUGUUGGAUAGGAGAACAGAGAUUGCAAGUUUCAGACUAUAAAUACAGUUGGAUUCUUAAUAAAUAGGAGGGAGAGAGAGAGAGAGAGAGAGAGAGAGAGAGAGAGAGAGAGAUCAGAUAUAGCAAUUCUCUAAACAAAAACAAGCCAAGCAGUGAGUGUUACUCAUAUAAUCGGAAGUUCUAUAUAAAACUGAACUUAUUGUAGUUAUUCAUGAUUUCUGUUUCUUCAGAACACAAAACAACCCAGUGUAGCUCUUGUGGUAUUAAUUCAAUCAUCUAAAAGUUAUAUUCACAUAUAAGCUAUUACAGCAUGCCAAUUCCCUCCCUCAGUACAAGAUAAAGAGCUUCGAGUUAUGUUGUGCUACAAGUAUGAUUCAUUCUGCUGAAUCCGCUUAUGCUGUUGCAUUAUGAAUUGUACGAUCACAGACCGCCCAUAUAUGCUCUGUUUCUGGUACAUGAAUUCUCUUAUUUUCUUUAUGGAAAGUAACAGCGGUAAUACUAGAGAAUCUGGUC
Messenger RNA from Musa acuminata AAA Group (dessert banana), 2360 nucleotides. Its product is annotated as NAC transcription factor NAM-B2-like. Gene Ontology annotation, molecular function: DNA binding. NCBI's taxonomy places the organism in Eukaryota, Viridiplantae, Streptophyta, Magnoliopsida, Zingiberales, Musaceae. The transcript is spliced from 3 exons. The record is from RefSeq and is a predicted model, not a curated record. Gene Ontology annotation, biological process: system development; regulation of DNA-templated transcription. Bases 427 to 1686 code for a protein of 419 amino acids.